GCCGGAUUCAAUUUGAAAUCCUUUCAAAACCCAACCAUGCCGGUUUACUCAUUUCACGAUUCAUGCAAUCGUUAACGAAAUGAAAUGGCCAGUUACACAGAACCAUCCAUAAAAGGCCCAAUUUCACGUAGCAUGCAUGAGGGGAUGCAGGAACCGAAUUCCUCUCUAAUAAUAACAAACAGAUCUGUCUAAUAGAGAUUCCAAUUUGUAGAAGUACCGAGCAUAUAUAUAUAUAUAUAUACACUCACACAUAGUAUUAAAAAGGGAGAGGGAGAGGAUGUUACCAGUAGCAAUGCGUCCGAAUGCCACUUCUCCUUUAAGAAACCAACCCACCAUUUGAUGCAUAGAGCAACCAGUAAAUCCAAAAACUGUUUUCUUUCGACGACUAUCGAAUGUCACCAUUUCCUCUUUGUAACCAACCACAAUAAAGGACAAGGAUGACUGGCAUGAUAUUGAAUAUCAUAUGCACGAAUCUCUUAUUCGGAAUCCAUUUAUGAAUAGCAUACGCCUUCAACUCACUCUCUACUCCAGAAUCCAUUAUUUCAAUAAAUAACAAAUAACACUCUAAGAUUGUCAGGAACUGGUAGGAAAGAAUCGAUUGAAGGCGUGAAUUAAUCACUCUCCUUAGAGUGUUAUUUGCCCCCACUACAAAUUGCUGGUAGGCUUGAGCAAACCACCCCCAGGAGUCCCUUCAAUUUUAAGUCUGGAAGCAGCAAUCUUGCAGACUUCUGUGGCUAUGAAAUAGAGAAGGAAACAGGAAGAAGAAGGAAUCUCUCGUUAUCAAAAGAGUUAUGGCAAUCAUCUAUUUAUAGUUGUGAAAACUGGAAGUUACCUUCCGAAGAGUCACAUCUUUUCACAUAAAAGGUAGUUACCUUUCCCGAAAGGACACAUCCUUUCACAGAAAAGGGAAGUUACCUUUCUAGAAGGACACUUUUUUUCACAAUAUUCAAACGCUAACUAAUUAAUAUAAAAAUUAAUUAAUUAAUUAAACUGCCAAAAAUACUCAAUUCUUAUACUUUUCUUCUCCCAUCAAUGUGGUAUUACAACUCUAUUGACUAACUCUAACAAUAUGAGUCUAUGACUACAUACCCCGAUGCUGCAGGCAGGCAUGUUGGGGAGUUUAGUCUGUUUGCUUCUUAAGUUCCUUGUUCUGAGGAUUGAAAUGUCAAGAAAAAACUACCAAAGGACUGAAAGCGCAGCAGAAUUUAUUUAACGUACCUAUUUUAUAGUAAACAAAUCAUCCAAUGCCGAGUCUUUCUUUUCCAAGCUUCCUGUACCGAAUCGCGACGACCAAUAGACCAUGACCUUGCGCCCCGCACUGAACCAUUCAACACAACGAAGGAGUUUCAACAUAUUGUCAAAAAAAAAAAAAAAAGGAGUUUCAACACGCCAAAUCAAUCCAUUCCAACGCAGUCACUUUCCUCCCAUUUCCCAUAAAACCCAUUUCCCAAAACACAAAUGCAAAUCUGAAAAUCCCUCGCUCCGUCCGAAAAUUAAAUUGCAGAGCCAUGAAGUUCGGCUUCCAAUUCGCCUCCGCCGCCAUUACAGCGCUGCUGCUAGUCUUCUCCUCCUUCCCGCCGCCUGUUUCCGGUAGGUUCUUCCCAAACAUAACCUCCCUCCCGCGCGAUUUACCUCUCAAGCCCAAUUUCACCACCGCCUGGGAGUCCUUCCAGAACCUCUCCGGCUGCCGCGCCGGCGAGAAGCUCGACGGCCUCUCCAAGCUCAAGAAGUACUUCCACCACUUCGGCUACAUCCCCGACAACGCCUACAAUCUCACGGAUCUGUUCGACGACUCGCUCGAAUCCGCCGUGAAGACCUACCAGAAGAACUUCAAUCUCAACGUCACGGGCCAGCUCGACGACCGGACCCUCCGCCAGAUCGUGCUCCCCAGAUGCGGCAACGCCGACAUAGUCAACGGCUCCACGACGAUGAACUCCGGGCGGCCGGCCAAUUCGACGGGCCAGAUCCACAGUGUGGGCCGGUACUCGUUCUUCCCCGGGACCCCGCGCUGGCCGGCGAGCCGUCGGGAUCUGACCUACGCCUUCCUCCCGAACAACCAGUUGUCGCCGGAGGUGAGGAGCGUGUUCGGCACCGCGUUCGACCGAUGGUCGGAGGUCGCGACGCUGACGUUCACGGAGACGGACAACUACCUGACCGCGGACAUCCGGGUCGGGUUCUUCAGCGGCGACCACGGCGACGGGGAGGCGUUCGACGGCGCCCUGGGGACCCUGGCCCACGCGUUCUCGCCGCCGAGCGGGCGGCUUCACCUCGACGGCGACGAGAACUGGGUGGUCGCGGGAUCCAACGGCGACAUCGCGCUGCCGUCGGCCGUGGAUCUGGAGUCGGUGGCGGUGCACGAGAUCGGUCACUUGUUGGGGUUGGGCCACUCGUCGAUUGAGUCGGCGAUCAUGUACCCGACCAUUUCGUCGCGGACUCGAAAGGUUGAGUUGGCGCAGGACGACAUCGACGGCGUGCAGCAGUUGUACGGCAGCAACCCCAACUUCAACGGCACAUCUACGCCGUCCAUUCAGGAGAGGGAUACGAGUGGGGCCCAUGGUGAGGAGAGAUGGGGCUUUGUUACUCUCUUGCUGGCCGUUGGAUUGAUAUUGCUUUGUGUAUAGGUCGUCCGUGCUUUUUUCUUUUGUGCGACGGCCGACGGCCGUCCUUAUACUUUUGUGGUUGGAUUUGUAAUUUAUUUGACUUCUGUCGCGUAGUAAUUUUGUAAUCCAUUAUAUAUGAUUAUAAUUUAUACGCGCUUUAUUUUCAAGUUUCUUUUUUAUUAUUCUAUUCUAGCUGUGUAUUAUUGAUUAGUAUUCAACUCUUUACUUAUAAGAGAUGAUACAUUCCCUUAUUCAUUUUUCAAUUUACUACUUUUUUAUAUCAAUUCACAUGUCGUCCCAUAACAUGCAAAUUCAUGAACUUAAUUAAAGAAUAAUAUCAUUUCCAGUGACAAAGUUAAGAAGUGCUAGAAUACAAAAUUAUUUUGACAUCUUGAUAUUUGUGAUAAUAUAGUUUAAUAUAAAAUUUCAUCAUUUUAAUAAGAUAGUUUGUAGAUUAUUUUUAUAUAAACAGUAUUAAUUAAUUACGACCAACAUUUUGAUAUUUUUUUUUAAUUUGGGCAUAAUUUUAUUUUUACAUCAAUAUGACGUUAGGAGUGAUGCAAACAUAGAAUUUCGUUCUAGAUUAUUGUUCAUUAAUGGAAAGAUGAAACUACAAUUAUAUAUGCCAACUAAAAUAGUUAACCAACAUAUGCAUAAGCAAUUAAACAAUGGUUAAGCAAUUAAAAUAAUUAAGAUAAGAGGAAUAUUGGAAUUAAGAUGUAAUUAAGCAAUUAAGUCAUAUAAGCAAUUAAACAAUAAGUAAUUACAUAAGAGGAGUCUUGAAAUCCCCUCCAAUAAUAUAUGAUAUAGUUUUGUGUACUUUUCUUCAUUUCAAAUUUCCUGUAACGAGAGUAAAAGUAGGAAGGGAUUUUAGUCUUUAUAAGACUUUAUUAAUUCAUAUAAAAUGAUAUUAAUGUCUAGAUUUGAACCGUCAUCUCUUCGAACAAAGACAACAAACAUAACCAAUUACACUAAACAAAUAUGUUGUAGUUUUUUUAAUACAAAACAUAGAUGAAGUUAAACUCUGAAAAUCCGUAGACUUUUCCAUCAUGAUUAGUUAUCCCACUAAUUCUCCUGUAAGUAUUUGGUGCUUGAUACAUAGAUUUUCAUAGUAGAGUUUCAUGUAACUUUCUCCAUUUCAAAUUCCGACUCUCCUUAAUUUUUACUAAGGGUAAAUUAGUACAUGACUAACAUGGUAAAAACUAUUUCUUUUACUACGUGUUAGGUCCUUUCAUUUAUUUAAUUUAAUUUUUUUUUUGCUCUUUUUUUUUGUUCCUAUCCCUUCAUAAGUUCCUAUGAAAAUUCCUCCACAGUGUAAUAGUUUACUCUCUUUCACUUCCCAGUACAAGGUCGCCUAUGAAAAUUAAUCUUUUGAUAUCUCUUAGUACUACGGUUUGAUUGUUGAGGAUUGAAGCUGGGCAAGUAGAAGAUUUCGACUCUGAUAUAAGUCCAUGACGAAUAGAAUGAAGUUCAAUGAAGUAGUUAGGGUCUGGCCUAUCUCGCUCGAUUCCUCCGCACUGGCCUGUAAGAUGAUAUAUUUAUGGUUAAUGGUUCGCAUUUUUCAUAAUUGUGUUGUUAUGGUACUUAUAUAAUUCUCUUCUACGGACUACGCUGACCCUUUGAGAACAUCCGAUAAGUCUACUAUGUGCUCAUGAAAGUUGAUACAACAUAAAUCUAAAUUUUCGUAACCGUCCCGACGCAUAGUGAUGACUCGGUAUUUGCACAUGUUUUCCCCUUUGUUUCUUGAUUGUUUGAGCUUGAAUUCUUGCGUCUUUGGCCUAUUUUAUGCUAGGUUGUGUUCCUUUGUCCCAUUUCAGGUCCUAGCACAUAAAGUGAAGCAUAGGCG
This is a messenger RNA of Linum trigynum, 4446 nucleotides long. NCBI's taxonomy places the organism in Eukaryota, Viridiplantae, Streptophyta, Magnoliopsida, Malpighiales, Linaceae. The record is from the annotation of a GenBank genome assembly.